Messenger RNA from Prionailurus viverrinus (fishing cat), 2538 nucleotides. RefSeq names its product NADPH oxidase 5 (gene NOX5). The coding region runs from base 1 to 2211 and encodes 736 amino acids. NCBI's taxonomy places the organism in Eukaryota, Metazoa, Chordata, Mammalia, Carnivora, Felidae. Gene Ontology annotation, biological process: defense response; superoxide anion generation. Gene Ontology annotation, cellular component: NADPH oxidase complex; plasma membrane. Gene Ontology annotation, molecular function: superoxide-generating NAD(P)H oxidase activity; calcium ion binding. The transcript is spliced from 16 exons. The record is from RefSeq and is a predicted model, not a curated record.
AUGAGCACACCGGGAGACCCAGCCCAACCAGACCUUGAAAGUUGCAGAGGCACCAUGAGUGCCGAGGAGGACGCCAAGUGGCUUCAGUGGGUGACACACCAGUUUGAGACCAUUGCGGGAGAAGACCGGGAGAUCAACCUGCAAGAAUUCAAAACAGCCUUGAAUGUGAAAGAGUCCUUCUUUGCCGAGAGAUUCUUCGCCCUGUUUGACUCCGAUGGAAGUGGCACCAUCACGCUCCAGGAGCUGCUGGAGGCGCUGACCCUGCUCAUCCACGGCAACCCCAUGGACAAACUCAAAUUCCUCUUCCAGGUGUACGACGUUGACGGCAGCGGCUCCAUCGACGCGGAUGAGCUGCGCACCGUGCUGCAAUCGUGCAUGCGCGAGAGCGCCAUCUCGCUGCCAGACGAGAAGCUGGACCAGCUGACGCUGGCGCUCUUCGAGUCGGCCGACAAGGACAACAACGGCGCCAUCACCUUCGACGAGCUCCGGAACGAGCUGCAGCGCUUCCCCGGGGUCAUGGAAAACCUGACCAUCAGCGCCGCCCACUGGCUGACGCCCCCUGCCGCCCGGCCGCGCAGUCGCCGUCCUCGCCCUCUGACCUCCGCCUACUGGCACAACCACCGCAGCCACCUGCUCUGCCUGGCCGCCUACGCGGGCCUCCACGUGCUGCUCUUCACUCUGGCGGCCUGCGCGCACCGGGCCCUGGGCGCCAGCGUCAUGGUGGCCAAGGGCUGCGGCCAGUGCCUCAACUUUGACUGCAGCUUCAUCGUGGUGCUGAUGCUCAGACGCUGCCUUACUUGGCUGCGGGCCACGUGGCUGGCUCAGGUCCUGCCGCUGGACCAGAACAUCCAGUUCCACCAGCUCAUGGGCUGGGUGGUGGUUGGGCUCUCCCUUGUGCACACCGUGGCCCACGUUGCGAACUUCGCGCUCCAGGCUCAGUCCGGGGCCAGCCCCUUCCGGUUUUGGGAACUGCUGCUCACCACGAGGCCCGGCAUCGGCUGGGUCCGUGGCUCCGCCUCCCCGACCGGAGUGGCGUUGCUGCUGUUGCUGCUCCUUAUGUUUGUCUGCUCCAGCUCCUGCAUCCGAAGGAGCGGCCACUUUGAGGUGUUCUAUUGGACUCAUCUGUCCUACCUCCCCAUGUGGAUCCUGCUCAUUGUGCACGGGCCCAGCUUCUGGAAGUGGCUUCUGGUCCCUGGCAUCUUGUUCUUCCUGGAGAAGGCCAUCGGGCUAGCAGUGUCCCGCAUGGCAGCCCUGUGCAUCGUGGAAGUCAAUCUCCUUCCCUCCAAGGUCACCCAUCUGCUCAUCAAGCGGCCCCCUCUGUUCCACUAUAGGCCGGGCGACUACCUGUAUCUGAACGUCCCCACCAUUGCGCGUUACGAGUGGCACCCGUUCACCAUCAGCAGCGCGCCGGAGCAGAAAGACACCAUCUGGCUACACGUCCGGUCCCAAGGGCAGUGGACAAACAGGCUGUAUGAGUCCUUCAAGACAUCAGACCCUGUGGACUCCAAACGGCUGUCAAGGAGUUUGAGGAUGAGAAGGAGCCAGAGGAAGCCCCAGGUCUCCGAGAUGUCCUCUGAGAACCAUCUGUUUUGCAACAUCAAGUGCUAUAUCGACGGCCCUUACGGAACCCCCACCCGCAGGAUCUUUGCCUCUGAGCAUGCGGUGCUCAUCGGAGCAGGCAUCGGCAUCACCCCCUUCGCUUCCAUCCUGCAGAGCAUCAUGUACAGGCACCAGAAGAGGAAGCACAUCUGCCCCAGCUGCCAGCACUCCUGGAUGGACAACGUCCAGGAUGAGGACAUGAAGCUCCACAAGGUGGACUUCAUCUGGAUCAAUCGAGACCAGCGGUCUUUCGAGUGGUUUGUGAGCCUGCUGACCAAACUGGAGCUGGACCAGGCCGAGGAGACACGAGAGGGCCCCUUCCUGGAGCUGCAUAUGUACAUGACCUCUGCACUGGGCAAGAAUGACAUGAAGGCCAUUGGCCUGCAGAUGGCCCUCGACCUCCUGGCCAAGAAGGAGAAGAAGGACUCCAUCACGGGCCUCCAGACACGCACCCAGCCUGGGCGGCCUGACUGGAGGAAGGUGUUCCAGAAAGUGGCUGCUGAGAAGAAGGGCAAGGUGCAGGUCUUCUUCUGUGGCUCCCCAGCUCUGGCCAAGGUGCUCAAGGGCCAUUGUGAGCACUUCAGCUUCAGAUUCUUCCAAGAGAACUUCUAGCCUCACCUCUGCCAAACUCACCCCGCCAGCCGAUUUGAUCACAUUGCUUCUGUGCCCCGCAGGGGCCAGCCUCAGAGGGCCUGCCUAGUCCUGCUCCACACCCGGCACAGGAGGGCCCAGGGGCAGAUGGACUUCCUUCAGCACCCAGGGGACAGGGCAGUGGCCUGCGCGGGGGCCGCUGUGCAUUCUGGGAUUGCUGAGAAACUGAUCAGACCCAAGGUGCCGCGGAGGGGGGUGCAGAGGGCGCUUGCCAGGCGACUGCUCCUCCCAAAGUCCUCCGAGGAAGCCUUCCCCUACAACAAGUGGUCCCAGACCUGCCUAAUCAGC